Lepisosteus oculatus (spotted gar) is the source of this 3145-nucleotide messenger RNA. It is a transcript of the gene csnk1g2b, whose product is annotated as casein kinase 1, gamma 2b. Gene Ontology annotation, molecular function: ATP binding; protein serine/threonine kinase activity. Gene Ontology annotation, biological process: positive regulation of canonical Wnt signaling pathway; endocytosis; signal transduction. Lineage: Eukaryota; Metazoa; Chordata; Actinopteri; Semionotiformes; Lepisosteidae. Gene Ontology annotation, cellular component: plasma membrane; cytoplasm; nucleus. The record is from RefSeq and is a predicted model, not a curated record.
GAGCUGUGAUGGUGGCGAGUGGGAACGCAGAGUGCUUGGUCGCUGGCUGGGGGAGGCUUAAAGAGACAACAGCAGGGAGAGAACGAAAAGCAGAAGAGAUGAAAUUGAGAAAAUAUCACUAGAUGCAAGCAGAAUGGGGAUUGUUACUCAAUAAAAACCCACCCUGGACAGUUUUCCAACGGAGGGAAUCCCAGCGCUGGAUUGCCGCUUGCUGCUCGCUUGUGCGUACUGCAUCUCGGAACAUGAGGAAUGUUUGCACCGCCAAAGAUUGACCAGGAGGAGGCGACCAUGGGCGCAGGCGGGAGCUGCCAGGCGGUGCUGUGGUUCCAGUAGCUGGGUGUUGGCCUUGUGGGAGAUGGUGCUCUGAGGAUCUGGGGCGAAGCAAGGAGAACCGGUCUGACCCCCCCCACCCCUGCGCGCCUGCCGCCACCUGCUUUUUUCCUGCCGUUCCGUGUGCUCUCCCCCCCCUCUGUUUCGGCAGCUCUGUGAUUUGUAUGGCAGCGGUGUAACCGUGGAGAGGCCGGGGUAUCACAAGCUUAUGGAUUUUGACAAGAGAGGGAAGGGGGAGGCCGAGGAAGGGAAAAGGAUGUCCAAGGCGGCCGGAGGAGGGAGGACUGUCCACGGGGGCCGCAGCUCAGGGACCAACUCUGGGGUGCUCAUGGUCGGCCCCAACUUCCGCGUGGGCAAAAAGAUCGGCUGCGGGAACUUUGGAGAGCUGCGCCUGGGGAAGAACCUGUACACCAACGAGUACGUGGCGAUCAAACUGGAACCCAUAAAGUCCAGGGCACCACAGCUCCAUUUGGAAUACAGGUUUUACAAACAGCUGGGAAAUUCAGAGGGCAUUCCUCAGGUGUACUACUUCGGCCCAUGUGGGAAGUACAAUGCCAUGGUCCUGGAGCUGCUGGGGCCCAGCCUGGAGGACCUCUUUGACCUCUGCGACAGGACCUUCUCUCUCAAGACUGUCCUCAUGAUAGCCAUACAGUUGAUAACGCGGAUGGAGUACGUACAUACCAAAAGCUUGAUAUACAGAGACGUCAAGCCGGAGAACUUCCUGGUGGGGAGGCCGGGCAGCAAGCGGCAGCACACAAUCCACAUUAUUGACUUUGGGCUGGCCAAAGAAUACAUCGACCCCGAGACCAAAAAACACAUCCCCUACCGGGAGCACAAGAGCCUGACGGGCACCGCGCGCUACAUGAGCAUCAACACCCACCUGGGGAAAGAGCAAAGUCGAAGAGAUGACCUGGAAGCACUGGGGCACAUGUUCAUGUACUUCCUCAGGGGCAGCCUGCCGUGGCAGGGUUUGAAGGCUGACACACUGAAGGAACGAUAUCAGAAAAUUGGCGACACCAAACGGGCGACUCCUGUUGAAGUGCUUUGCGAAAGCUUCCCAGAGGAAAUGGCUACUUAUCUGCGCUAUGUGAGGAGGCUGGACUUCUUCGAAAAACCAGAUUAUGACUACUUAAGGAAACUCUUCACUGACCUCUUCGACAAGAAUGGCUAUGUCUUCGACUAUGAAUAUGACUGGGUUGGCAAAACACUUCCUACCCCCAUUGGUCCUGUCCACAGUGACACGCCCCUGCCGCCCAGCAACAGAGACAAAGCACAACAGCAGACCAAAAACCAGUCUCCCGAGCUCAAAGGAACCUGUGAGUCCCAGCCCACUCCAGUGACCAAUAGGGAGCUCCUGGGGUCUCAUCUCACAGCCGAUAGGCUCGGGGGCUCUGUCCAGGUAAUGAGCUCGACGAACGGGGAGCUGAACGCCGACGACCCCACGGCAGGGCACUCCAACGCCCCCAUCACUGCCCCGGCCGAGGUGGAGGUGGCCGACGACACCAAGUGCUGUUGCUUCUUCAAGAGGAGAAAGAGGAAAGCUCUUCAGCGACACAAGUGAAAGGCCGAUGUCAGGAGAGAACUGAUACAUUCUGGUUGCUGUCGACUUUUAAAAAGGACGCCCUCGCGAAUCCGUCUUGUGCACCUCCACCGUGCACACGGGAACACAACCCUUCUGGCCGCCCGGCGGGAGAACAGACUUUGCUGUUCCUUUUUAAAAAACAAAUCUAUGGAAAAAAAAACAAAAAAGAAAACGUAACAGUAACUGAAACAAAACACAAUACCUACGUGAAAAGAUGCUGUGUUUCUACAUUGCUGUAUCUUAGAAUCCACACGACGCAUUAACUGUACACACCCGUUGAUGGGGGGGGCAGAAAGUGAUCAGACAAAAUGAACAUUUGUUCCAUAGAGCUAGUUCUUAACGUGGGAUCAAAUCGAGAAAAUGAACUGUGCUAACGAUAGCUCGAUACAAAUCACUGCGAGGAAUGGAGGAAUUUCAUCUGCAUCAGAAUCGGAAUAUGUUAUGUAAAUUCUGUUUUUUCCUUUAUUAUUUUUUUCUAAUUUAAAUUCAGUUGUGUUUGGCUUCAGCUCCCCGAGUUGAAAUGGACUCUUUUACUUUCAUUGUGUAGUGUUCUGGAAUUCAGUUUUUUAAUUUCUUUGGGGGUAUUUUUUUCUGUCAAUGUGGACUUUGUAGCACAGUCACUGGCCUCAGGUACUGUGGAAGAACGAGGGAGAGUAUGAAUCUCUCUUCUUUAAAUUGCACUUUUGGAGAAAAAAAAAUAACAGUACGGAAUUCUGGGCUUGAAAUUAACAAAAAAAUAAAGACUGAUCUAGGAAGAUUCCUAAACAAGGCUGAUCUCUGUACCAGGGUGAUUGUUGGUAAAUCUCUAUGGUUUCCUUUCACACAUCAGACAUUUACCAGGAUUCAUAGCUUGUGCCUUUUUAAAGUGAAAUGUAAAAAGCUGAAGCGCAGCACAAUCAACUUUUCUCUGAAAUCUGAUUUGAUCUGUGAAUUGUUUUUCUGAGUAUCUCUUCUCUUGUGAUUGUUACUGCCCCUGUCACAGGGCACGAAGCCUCCAGGCCUCGGGUGUUAGCCUGUAACAUACUAAGUGUCCUGGACACAUACAAAGCUGCCUCCUGUUCACAAGGGUCUGUUUGGCCAAUUGUGAAAUAAUAAGAAGCUUUUUUUUUUAUAGUAUACGAAGAAUGUAGUUCCUAAAGCACAUUGUGGAUGUACAGUGCAUGGCACGUUGCAUUUUUAAUUUGCUUUUUCUCUCACUAUUUUGAUGAGUCACAUUAAAAAUCUAAACCACCA